UUUUUUGUCAUAUAUUAAUUUAAACAUUAAUUAAUAUUUAAUGGGGAUUUUAAAAUAAAAAAAACAUUAAGAGCAGACACUCAUAUUUGUACACGUAGGACGUGACUGGGCUUAAGAGAUUAUAUUGAAGGCAGUAUCACCUUGAGCGUUUUUAAUACUGUUUUGUCACAAACUGGGUUUUGUGGGGAGGGAUAUGAAUGAACAGGUGCAGAUGCAGUCAGUUAGGCCAGAGCUGUACGUGAGUGCAUGUGUGACUGCUGCACUUACAGUUUAACGCAAGGACACAAGCCAGGCACAGCAAAUGAGUUCAAAGGUGUUUUGUGGAGCUCUGGCACACAGUACCAAGGUGUCAUCAGGUGUCGUCAGCUGACUGCAUCAAACUGCAUCAAACCAAGAGCCACGUGUCUUGCUCUUAUUGGCUGCAGUUUUCUCUGCAAUCAAGAGGUCUCAAUUUUAAGCCACAGCACCAGUCGCAAUAGAAAGCAAAGGUCAAAAAAAAAACAGCAGUUAGAUCGGCUUGCAUGCUUGUAAUGUACCAGCGAGUCCAAGCAUAUACUGUAGAACUGGGGGGAUGUGUUUCAUAAAAGGGUGCCUACUGAGCGAUACUGAUCUCAUGUUUUACAGGUGUAUGGGAUACAUUUUUAAUAAUGUAAAUAAAAUGACACCACAGCCCUGCUUAAAUGUGGUUUCACGGGACCAAACCUUUGAUCCUUUGUCAUCUGAAGUCACCUGAGGCUCUGACAUUAUUAAAAAUAAGCCCUUGAGUAAAACGAUACAUGUGUGCCUAGCAAGAAUGCAUUAAAACUAAUUGUCAGCAUUGAAAUUUAAAAGCCAGCGAUGCUUUUUCAGCAAGCAAAGCGUCUAAAUAAACACAUUCAGGAAUCUGUUUUGGUGACACUGGGUUCAGGUGCACGACUCCGUCAGAUGUGCUUUGAAAGGAAGGAGCAAACUAUACUGUUGACUAAGCAGGCUGUUAACUUUGCAGCUUGCUUCUCUCCUCACUUUUUCCUAACCUACUUGUCAGUAUGAUCAAAACACAGUCCAGUAGAUAAACACGUGGAGUUGCGGAGCAAACUGGUGCUGACUCUGUAAUUGUGUAAGGAAGCAUUAUGUUUCUCUUUCAAGGUACAUCAGAGGCAAGAAUGGAGAAAUGGCACAAAGGAGGACAGACACAACUCUGGUGCAAAACUCAUGAAUCUAAACCUGGAAAUUUCAACACACAUUCCUGUGGAUGGAAUCAAAGCUACACACGUUCUCUUAAUUACAGUACAGUUUGCAUCUGAAUGAACAGAGAUAGCAUCCUUUUAGAUUAUAAAUGCAAAGGCCCAUAUAUACAGUCAUGUGAAAAAAGAAAAUUUUCACAUGACUCCAUGUAGUCCUGUGAAAAACUAAGUACUCCAUUACUGUUUCUAAAGAAAUUAAGAGGGUAAGUAGCAGCCAGGAGCUGCUAGUCAAAGGUACUCAGUUAAUUGAUCAUCAGCAAGUGUGAGCACCUCUGAAAAAGCAUCAGUUUUGGCAGUUUGCUGCUCUGGAGCAUUCAACUGUGUGUUAACAUAAUGUCACACUCUUUGCAGAAGUUGAUGUCCUAGCAAAUUCACUCCAAAGUCAAAUGUUAUAUGUCAAAUAUUAUAUCUCAAACUCUAUAGGCUUCAGUUAACGUGUUAAAUGUUAAAGUUCAUAAAAGCACAAUUAGAAAAAGCCUGAACAAGUGUGGCUUGUUUGGAAGGAUCGCCAAGAAAAAGCCUUCCAUGUCUAAUAAGAGCAUGAAAGCAAGGCUCAGGUUUGCAACGUUGCACCUGAACAAACCACAGGACAUCUGGACCAAUGGCCUGUGGACAGAUGGGACCAAAAUGGAGAUGCUUGGCAACAAUGCACAACACCAUGUUUGGAGAAAACCAAACACAUUAUAUUAGCACAUAUCAGCACCUGCACCUUGCAGAGGCUGAGUCGACUUCUGUAUAUCAAAGUAUUCUAAAUCCUGCUGCAGGAUCUUAAGGGAGCUGUGCAUAAAUAAAGCCCACAAAUCUCAAUGAACAGAAGCAACACUGUAGAGAAGAGUGGACCCAAAUUCAUCCCUAAUGAUGUGACAGACUGACAAAGUCACACAAAAACCAUUAUUUCAAGUUAUUGUUGCUAAAAGCAGCUCUACAAAGACCCAAAGUUUUCCAAAGGACUCCUGUGAAACACUUUGGUUUUCAUAUAACUGUAUGUAUGUUAUUCAACAUGAGAAAGCAAAAGAGCAAAAAUGCAUGAAUAAAAAACGAUUUAUCUGGGUUUAUUCUCUAGUUUUGAAUUCACAUUCAUAUUUAUGCUUCCUUGUUUGGUGCACGCCAUUUUGAAAGGAUAAAAGAUACACCAUUACAGCUGCCAGCAUCUCAUUAGAAUAUGUGCUUCUCGUCUCUUUGUCCACUGAAAUCUCCCUCUCCAGUCUGUGCCACCACUAGGAGGCGCAAUAACUAGUUCCUCUGAAUAUUAGUGAGUAACUCGAUCAUAACUCAGUACCUGGGUGGGUUCGCCAGGCUUUAGCAGUUUUAAGAGACUCUUUUAACUUAAUAUAAAUUACCGAGAAUAUCUAAUUUUAUAACUUCCCGUUUUUCCCAUAUUAUUGUGCAUAUGAUUGCUCUGGAUCUUGUGUUUUUUCCUAAGAUCUGGAAUUCGCUUAAAAUGAGAUCUUCUCCCUUUUUUUAUGUCUUAUUACAAAAAUAAAGUGUUGGGACAUUUCAAAGUAAACAUAUAUUUAAAUUAGCUAAGCGGACAGACAUGUUGCUGUUCUUACAGUGUAAUUUUAAAACACCGCUCAAAAUGCUUAUAAGAACUAAAAUGCUCUGUCCUUUUUGCAGAGAAAGGCUAAGAUAUCUGGCAGUGCUUUCUAUAUAAAGUGGGGGGAAGAAAUGAGUAUUCAGCUUCAAUGGAGGCUGUUUUAUCUGCCUUACAGAAAAGAGUCCAUAGACUCCCAUAGACUGUGUGCGAUUUGUGGCUUGAAUUAACGAGCACGGCUCUCAUUCACUGGACUUCACAGAGAGUGAGAGAAAGGAAGGAGCUUCCGGCUCGUGAAGGCGAGAGAUGUCACGUGGCGUGUGCAUCAGCCAAUCAGGAGUAAGUGCGCAUUGCGAUCCUGUGCUGAAGGAUUGUUUUAUUGAGGGUUUGGUAGUGAUCAAUGGGCGAGUGGAGCUGUCCACGGAGCCGAAAGUUUCUGACUUUGAAGACUAAAAUUUUCUGUCUGUGAGCUCCAGUAAACAGCUCCACUUAGAUAAUUGCAGGAAAACACGUGCACUUUAAUACUUUACCACACACACUCGUGCAGUUCAAACUUUGCGCCCGUUUGGAGCUGUUUUUGUUGUUUCUGGAUCUACGCUUGAUGCUUAAUUUACAUAUUGCAUAGAAGGGCAACUUUACGUCUCCACUGCAGAUGAAGCAAAGAAAUCAUUGCGAGCAAUCAAACUGCGCAGCUCGCACUCAAAUCCCACCGCAAACACAACGACAAAACUCCAAUAGCGCCUAACGGGCCUGUGACUAAAUUUGCUGCUGCUGUUACGAAGGGAUGUGUGGAUGACUGGGUUUCGGUCUUUGGUUUAUGCCACAGCUGCUCAAUCUCGGGCUGUUGGUUGUAUUUCCUCGGGGCGAUAUAACUCUUGGACUCCAUUAAUAAGGCAGCCACCAGCGCUCACAUCAAUCUGUGGCUGCGGAGACACAGGGCCCUGCUCGCGAAGGCGUCACGCGCUCAACGGCCAAUGAGCUGAAUGAAAUCAGCACUUUGUUGUAAAUCACGGGUGACAGCGAGCUACUUGUGUUUCCUCUCAAGUCAAGAAAUUGGAAAUCAGUCCGGGUUUUAUUAAUAGGAGGUGCUGAUGUGUUGUUGGGAGCAAAAGCUAAAAUGCACCUGUGGGAGUGGCGGUGUCUCAGCAAAGCAGAGCUGCACUGAUGAAGUGACGUUUCACAAAUCAAUAGAAAUAAUGACAAAUAAAAAACACACACACCUUGAGUAAGUUUUCCCUGUGUGGCUUUGAAAGGUGUGACAGUGCAGGUGGGGGGAAGCAACAAUUCACUCGCUUAUAUUGAUGAGAAUGAAACGAGGCUGGGCUUCAGUUCCUGUGGUUGCAACCUUUUCAUGACGUCGAGACAGUUGUUUUGGUCCCCUCUGCCCAAUCGGAGGCUCCUCUCACACAUCUACCGGAGCCGAAAUGGAUCUAUUCAUGCAGCGGCUCUGUCCUCCCGUAAGGACCGUGACGCCCUUUGUCGGGGGCUCUGUGGUGCCUGGUCGCUGCUUUAAAAAGCAGCACUGACAUGGAAACCCCAUUACAGCUGCAGAACGAUUUCUUCCCAGAGCAGCAGCUCCAGCACUGUAAGUACCAGCACUACUGCGGACGCGAGGAUCGCCUCGGCAAGCAGCACGACCAAUGCUGCACCUGCAAUAAUUGCACCUGUGAUGCGAGAAAAAGCCUCGUCUUUCGCGGGACGUCGCCGGCCACUGUGGGAACUUUAAGGACACCUUCGGAAACGUCUUCGAGGCAAGGCUGCCAGUACAGCGUCUGCGAAUUCACACCUUCUAGUCAUGGUAGUUCAUCCAGACAUCAUCAUCAUCAUCCUCACCAUCAGCAGCAGCAGCAGCAUUGCCGCGAUAGGCAGCGGGGCAGCCUGGGCAGCAGCCACAAAGACAGUAACUCCUACAAUGAAAUAGCCAUGAGCAGCUGCAGAUACAACGGCGGCGUAAUGCGGCCGCUGAGCAACUUGAGCUCGUCCCGCAGAAACAUACACGAGUUUGAUUCCGAGUCCCAGCCUUUGCAGCCCAUCUCCGCCGCAGAUGCGUCGGACACUUUAGUAUCCAAGCCGGAGAAUAAUUCAAGCACCCUGAUGCCUUACGCAUCGGGAGACGGAGGGGGAGGCUGCAGCCACAGCGGGGCCAAAUCGGGUAAAAAGAAGAACCAGAACAUUGGGGAGAAGCUGGGGCACAGGAGGGCCUUGUUUGAGAAAAGGAAACGGCUCAGCGACUACGCUUUAAUCUUUGGGAUGUUUGGGAUCGUUGUUAUGGUUAUAGAGACUGAACUCUCAUGGGGAGCGUAUGGAAAGGAAUCCCUGUAUUCAUUAGCUCUAAAAUGCCUGAUAAGCCUUUCUACAAUCAUUCUCCUGGGGCUGAUUAUCAUCUACCAUGCAAGGGAGAUACAGCUAUUUAUGGUGGACAACGCAGCUGAUGACUGGAGGAUAGCCAUGACAUACGAGCGCAUCUUCUUCAUCUGCCUGGAGAUCCUGGUGUGCGCCAUACACCCCAUCCCAGGCAACUACACCUUCACCUGGACGGCACGCUUGGCCUACUCCUACGUGGCAUCCAAGACGGACGCAGAUGUGGACAUCAUCCUGUCCAUCCCCAUGUUCCUGCGGCUGUACCUCAUCGCUCGCGUCAUGCUGCUGCACAGCAAGCUCUUCACCGAUGCCUCGUCCCGCAGCAUCGGUGCACUCAACAAGAUUAACUUUAACACGCGAUUUGUGAUGAAGACUCUCAUGACCAUCUGUCCCGGCACUGUGCUGCUGGUCUUCACCAUCUCGCUAUGGAUAAUUGCUGCAUGGACAGUGAGAGCCUGCGAGAGGUACCAUGAUAACCAGGACAUAACCAGCAACUUUCUUGGAGCCAUGUGGUUGAUCUCAAUCACGUUUCUUACCAUUGGUUAUGGAGAUAUGGUCCCACAUACGUACUGUGGGAAAGGAGUCUGCCUCCUGACUGGCAUUAUGGGCGCUGGCUGCACUGCCUUGGUGGUGGCUGUGGUGGCGAAGAAACUGGAAUUAACCAAAGCUGAAAAACAUGUUCACAAUUUUAUGAUGGACACCCAGCUAACAAAAAGAGUGAAAAACACAGCUGCGAACGUUCUCAGGGAGACGUGGCUCAUCUACAAGAACACUAAACUGGUGAGGAAGAUGGACCACGCCAGAGUCAGGAAGCACCAGAGAAAAUUUCUCCAAGCCAUUCAUCAAGCUCGAAAAUUGAGAAGUGUUAAAAUGGAGCAACGCAAGCUGAAUGACCAAGCAAACUCACUAGUGGACCUUGCUAAGACUCAGAACAUCAUGUAUGACAUGGUAUCAGACCUGAAUGAGAGAGGGGAGGACAUGGAGAAAAGGAUUGCCCUGCUGGAGACGAAGCUGGAGACUCUACUGAGUAACUUGCAAGCUUUGCCCGGACUCAUCAGCCAGGUCAUCAGCCAGCAGCACAGGGACUUCCUGGAGGUGCAGCUCCAGCCUUAUGACAAACACAGCCCUGAGCGCUCACAGUCAGUGUCCCGACGGAGGUCGUCCUCCACGGCACCGCCCACCUCCUCGGAGAGCAGCUAGAGUCCAGGGGGAACGCCUCCACUGGAGACUUUUGCCAUCAUAUGGCCAAGUUGCAUUUAUCGUAAAGCCUUAUGGUUUCAAUAAGUAUUAUCCAAAUUCUGAUGACAGAAUCCAAGAUACUGGGGACAAUACAUUUUAAUGGAUAACUUCAUGCUGUUAUUUAUUUUUUAUUACCUCAAAAGAUGUUGUUAUCCUUGCUCUGGUGACAUAAAAAUAAUGGCGCUUCCCUCAGUAACAACUAAAAGGCCUAUCGAUGGGGCUAUGAUAAGAACUCUUCUCCAUCUCUAUGCACAGGUAGCCAGUUUUAGGUAGCAGGGUUACCAAGUGUGAAACUAUUGCACUAAAAUAGUGCUUCUCACAGACUUUGUGCUUCUGCUGGCUUGAUUCAGUCUCUGUGUUCCUCAAAGGAAACCGAGAAACCACUGAGAAAUCAGUCAGGGAGCAUGGCAGUGAUAUUGAGGAAAAGUACUACGGUUUACGGACUGGAGUGAACUGACAGCAGAAGCCAGAUGAAAAUCGCUCCUACACACUGUCACUCAGAGAUAACUUUAAAAGCUUGAAAUGAGGAAAACAGCAUAUAUCUUUUAGGUUAGAAACAGCAUCAACUAUAGUGGUUUUCCUUUGCAGAGUGCCCCUGUAGAAUGACUAUUUUUGGGGGGCCACGUUGCAAAUAAUUUAAUCCUCUAGUAAAAAUGAAUGCAUCAGAACCUGUACUUGCACUUACUUUUUAAUCAAUGCACUUCAAUGCUGACUAAGAUAUGAUAUAAAGAUACGUUGCUCAUUAAAAGAAGAACAUUUUAAAUGUUCGGGCAUGGGUUUAUUAUUGUCAAUUAUCGAGUUGUGGCUAGUGUUAAUGAUUCAAAUCAAAGCCCCCUUUCUGUUUCUCACAAAGAAGCAUCAUCUUAGACCUGCAGAGGUCUUUAGAAACUUACUGAGUGAUCAUAUAUUUACUAAUUAACCCCCUGUCUCGCUGUGUCUCACCUCCCGUCUUUUUUUUUUCCUUUUGCCUGUGCUAUUUAUGCUUGCUGCCAUCCCAGCUGGGCAACAACAAAUGCUGAACAACAAAACCGUAACCAUAUCUACCUUUUAAAAAGUAAAUGCCUAUUUUUAUAUACUUUAAUGAGGAGAAGCACACCUCUUAAAACUAAACAAACAACAACGUGGGAUCGAUUAAGAGGCAGAUUCAGCGUAACUAGCACACGGUAAGGAUAUCUUGGACUGGAGUUAAGAUACAUAAAACUGUCUGUGAGACUCUUUUCUGAACAUAAUUAACAAAUAGUGUGAUUUAAAAACUGUGGUAUUCUUCACACUCCAUCUAUCAUUUACAGCAUAUGCUUUGGAUGAUACUGGUUGGAUGAGCUGGAAGAGCAGGGCUGGUAAAUGUGAUUGGCAUUUAUUACACUUGGAAAUGUUACGGUCCACAAUUGAUUUAACAUAUAUUCUGAUUUCAUUCAUAUAUCCACUUUGGUCAUUAAUGCACUCUAGCUACAUAUGAACUGUGAAAUCUUCUGAUGUGUCCAACAUACCCUUUUAUGCAUUAUUACUCAGUAUACGACCAUAAUGGUUGUGUAUUUUUAAAACAGCCAUUCCAAGGUUCACAGAGCAUCGCAUGGGUCAGAGGAGAUCCAUCACAGGUUUUGUUCAACCAGCUCACUCAUUAAACAAUAAAUCAAUCAGACAGUUGACAAAACACAGAUGUUCAGUCCACAAACUUUAGCAGCAUAGAAACCAAUGACAGACUAUACUGUAUGCGACUUAAACGAUAAAGAAUUAAACAAUA
Molecule: messenger RNA, 8098 nt
Organism: Oreochromis niloticus (Nile tilapia)
Lineage: Eukaryota; Metazoa; Chordata; Actinopteri; Cichliformes; Cichlidae
Gene: kcnn2
Product: potassium calcium-activated channel subfamily N member 2
Exons: 9
Coding region: 4285-6318 (677 amino acids)
Biological process (GO): potassium ion transport
Cellular component (GO): membrane
Molecular function (GO): calmodulin binding; small conductance calcium-activated potassium channel activity
Source: RefSeq, a predicted model, not a curated record